Messenger RNA from Apiotrichum porosum, 1803 nucleotides. RefSeq lists its product as uncharacterized. The record is from RefSeq and is a predicted model, not a curated record. Bases 1 to 1803 code for a protein of 600 amino acids. The transcript has 3 exons. Lineage: Eukaryota; Fungi; Basidiomycota; Tremellomycetes; Trichosporonales; Trichosporonaceae.
AUGACAAGACCGGUGGGCGAUAGGCAGGUCGUGGCCGACCUUCUAAAACACAUCACUCUACUGCCCACCCUCGACCUUCUUGCCCCACAGACUUCCGCUCGAGACGCUCCUCGCUACUCAUCCUCCUCUUACCUCCCUUCCUCGGACCAACUGGACAUGAUCAAGUCGAUCCCGUAUGCCCUCGACUUCAAGGCGGACAAUUUUAAAGCUCACUUGAACGCUGUUCUGGACAGAUCUCUCUCCUCCAUUGCCGCAGUCGCGGACGCCGCCAUCCCGGUCCUCGACGCAUCGCGUACCGAGGCAGCAAUCUAUGCCACGAGACCCAAGUCAGGAGAGUUGGGAGUCACCGACUUCUUCUGUCGAUUCGUUCUUGGACCCAUCAACCACAUCCUGUUCCUCAUGCUCAAGGGCACUGGCCAAGACCUUUACUGGGAUAUUGUUGGAAAUGGUCCAACGGGCAAGCCAGAUGUACAACUGCUGUGGCGUGCUUCUCGUUCUGCCCGGCCGACUCCGGUGGUCGUAGUGGAGUUCAAGACCAAACAUGCCUUUCCGAAUGCGGCGAUGGACGAUCUCCUAGAUGCUGUUGCCGACCGUAGCCUCGUCAUUUUAACAGACGGCAGCACAGCACUUCGGUUGGAUCUACAGACGGCCAGAGACCGCAGGCCCAAGUAUUGCCGCGUCGUCGAUCAACAUGUCAUUAACAUCAGCGCGCCGGUGUUGACGACGCACCUUGCUUCAUCUCCAGCGGGCAUGUUGCUCGGUGUAAGCCUUGCGGCGAUUUUGGAUCGUAGUCCGUCUCUUCGCAGCGUCCUCCAGCCAGCAGCUCCAGGCCCAAGCAACACAUCUGUGGUCACCCCACACCCGUCCUCAGAUUCUGGACCAUCCUCUUCCAUGCCCCCACCAGCACUUCCCACACGCACUUCAAAGCGCCCCAGAACACAGGGUUCAGUGGCAACGUCGACCACCACCUCGGCAGCUACCUAUCUUACAAAGGCCCCAACACCUCCAAUGGCGGAGCUAACCGUUCUCAAGCAAGACCACACCAAACCUCAGCCUCUGUCACCGACUCCGCCACGCGAGUCAUUGCAGCUGCUAGGCACUCUCCGCAUGUGUGGAAUGCCAGAUCAAGAUGAAUAUACACUACACAUGUCAGUGUACAAGACAUUCGUCCAACAUGAUGAACACGACUGCCCCAACAACGCCGUUGUCAUUGACCGAGAUUUGUUAGGUCAAGGCACUUUGUGGAGGGUGUAUACUGCAACUAUACACGCCGCGGGGUCACCGCCGCGCCGUUGUAUGGCCAAGCUCCUGCACACCCACGACGUCAAUGGCUAUCCGGAAACCGACCGCCGUUCGAGCACGUACCCUACGGCCAAGGAAGCGCUCACAGCUGCUGCACGCGAGGUCGGAGUCCUCCAGCGCGUCGCGGCCACUGUGCCAGCAGUGGCGCCACGCGUUUUCGGACACGGCCAGCUGUCCAAUGCCUACUGCGUGAUCAUGGACGACGCUGGGGACCAACUGCCGCUAAGCUAUGCGACUGACCUGGACUAUCAGGACCGUAUCCGCAACAUGUAUGGCAGCCUCCACGCCGUUGGUGUUGUCCAUGGCGACGUUGAGUGGAGGCACAUUCUACGCAAGGACGACAGACUGUUCAUCAUCGACUAUGACAGAGCGCUGGUUCAAGAGGAAUCCGAGGAGGAUGGGGUGUGGGACCGGUGGAAAGCUCGCGAGCUGGCCGAUGUCCAGACCAUGUUCAGAUACAUGUCGGAGCUGGCUGCUGAUGGGUACGACCAAUUGCUGUAG